AUGUCCAAGUACACACCCAUCGACGAGAUCCCGCAGAUCCACGCCGACCUGCGCGCCGGAUUCAGGUCCGGCAAGGCAAGGUCCAUCGCGUACCGCAAGCAACAGCUCCUCCAGCUCGCCCACUUGCUCAAGGACAACAUCGACCGCUUCAAGGAUGCUCUCCAAGCUGACCUUGGUCGCCACCCCAGCGAGAGCGAGUCUGCCGAGCUCGCACCCACCAUAUCUGAGGCCAUGGUCUGUUAUCAUGGCGUGAAGAAGUGGGCUGCAACCGAACGCGCUGCUUUCUCGUUCAAUUAUGCCGCCAUGUCCCCAGCCAUCAGGAAAGAGCCGAAGGGUCUCGUUCUCAUCAUUGGCCCGUUCAACUACCCCAUCCUCAACCUCCUUGCUCCAUUCGCUGGCGCUAUCGCCGCAGGAAACGCCUGUAUGGUCAAACCCUCCGAGUUGCCCGUCCAGACCUGCAACCUCCUCAUUGAGCUCUUCCCAAAAUACCUUGACCAGGACCUCUACCGCAUCGUUAACGGCGGUGUCCAUGAGACUACCAAAAUCCUCGAGCUUCCGUUUGACCAUAUCCUCUAUACAGGUAGUCACCGUGUCGGAAGAAUCGUUGCCACUGCGGCUGCUAAACACCUGUGCCCCGUCUCUCUAGAGCUUGGUGGCAAAUCUCCGGUGGUGGUCGACCCGAAAUGCGACCUCAAGACCAUGGCGAAGAGGCUCAUGUGGGGCAAGUUCUCGAACGCCGGCCAGACUUGCGUCGCGCCCGAUUACGUCCUGUGUCCAGAAGCCUUCCAAGACAAGCUCAUCGAGGCGUCGAAAGAAGUGCUGAACACGUUCUACCCCGGCGACCCGCAGCAGGACGCGUCGUUCGGACGCAUCAUCACGGAGCAGCACGCAGAGCGCCUCAAGGGUCUUAUUGAUGCGACGCGAGGCACCGUCGUCGUCGGCGGGCAGACGGACGUCGCGGGCAAGUACGUCGCGCCGACGAUUAUACGGGAUGUCCCGCCGGACGACGCGCUGAUGGAGGCUGAGAUCUUUGGCCCCAUCUUGCCCAUCGUACCCACGGAGACGGUCGAAGAGGCAGUCGCGUUCAUCAAUAGCCGAGAGCACCCGCUCGCGCUGUACGUCUUCUCGCCAUGCCCAUCAUUUAAGGCCAAGGUGUUCGACAACACCCAGAGCGGCUCUGCUAUCGCGAACGAGUGCAACUUGCAUGUGGUUGUGGACGGCCUGCCCUUCGGAGGCACCGGCGCGUCGGGGUCGGGCCAUUACACGGGGAAAUUCUCCUUCGAUAUGUUUACGCACCUGCGGUCUACGAUGGACAACCCUAGCUGGGUCGACGUCAUCACGGGCCUACGGUACCCGCCCUAUAAGAGCCGCAACUCGCCGCUGGCGGCGCUCACGACCCCCCGGCUACCCGCACUCCCGCGCGGGGGUGCCUCGCCAAAGAGGUGGGGUCUCUGGCUCGCUCUCCUGUUCGCGGGCGUCGCGGCGGCGCUACUGACCAAGGCGGGGCGGAACGCCCUUACGCAGCUGAGCUUGCAGUUGGGCUAUUAG
This is a messenger RNA of Sparassis crispa, 1548 nucleotides long. Its product is annotated as Beta-apo-4'-carotenal oxygenase. The coding region runs from base 1 to 1548 and encodes 515 amino acids. Gene Ontology annotation, molecular function: aldehyde dehydrogenase (NAD+) activity. Gene Ontology annotation, biological process: aldehyde metabolic process. Lineage: Eukaryota; Fungi; Basidiomycota; Agaricomycetes; Polyporales; Sparassidaceae. The transcript has 18 exons. The record is from RefSeq and is a predicted model, not a curated record. Gene Ontology annotation, cellular component: cytoplasm.